Anguilla anguilla (European eel) is the source of this 3910-nucleotide messenger RNA. Its product is annotated as dnaJ homolog subfamily A member 1-like. The transcript is spliced from 9 exons. Gene Ontology annotation, biological process: protein refolding; response to heat. Gene Ontology annotation, cellular component: cytoplasm; cytosol. NCBI's taxonomy places the organism in Eukaryota, Metazoa, Chordata, Actinopteri, Anguilliformes, Anguillidae. The record is from RefSeq and is a predicted model, not a curated record. Gene Ontology annotation, molecular function: Hsp70 protein binding; ATP binding. Bases 788 to 1993 code for a protein of 401 amino acids.
AUGUUACGGAGUAGAUUUUAAGGACCAGUUUUCCUCCUCCAAGUGUCAUUCCCCAUCGCCAACUUGGUAUUUUUAGGAGAAUUAAUUUGAGCUUUGGGACAAUGGUGUGGAUCACUGCUAUUACGAGAUAAUGUGGUUUCAUUUUCUUCACUUGUAGAUUUUUGGCAAUUUUAAUAGUUCACUGUUACAAACUGACAAGUUACAAAAUUAAGUAGUACAUAAUCAUACUUUGUUUACUACAUACUAGAUGUCAUAACCUUAGCGUCACACACACAAGGCCUUCUUAUUCACGGUUGCUAGGUAGGCAUUAAGGUAACUGACCGAAAGUCUCAAAAGGGAAGUUAGAAGCUGGGUAACGAGCGGCACUUACAGAAAGCAACUGGAGGAAAGUGGGUCUUCGUCAUCUGUGACUAGAACUGGGAAGAGAAUAGUUUUUGUCUAUAACGAAGUAAGCAGUCGCAAUUGUUAUAGUGAUACAUCUAAACAGCACUGAUCUAAUUUUAUUGGAUUGCGUUUUUUGAAUGUUUUUGUACGUUUACCGCUUCUUGAUAACCUAUGACAACUAGCUAAUUGCCGAGGUCUGACACGUUGUAUUGCAGUAGCUACCUGUCGAUACAGUUAUUAAUAUAGUAACGUUAGCCGGUCGCCUUUUGAUGUGUGUUGCUGUGUUAGCAAGCCAGCCGACAAAACAACCAUGUAGCUCGCUAACACAGGUCGCUUCAUGCAACACGGGACCUCGGGAGAUUCGCAGUAGCAAACGGGCACAUUUGUCUUUGUUCCAAUUGCAAUGGUGAAGGAAACAGGAUUUUAUGACAUGCUUGGUGUCAGGCCCAGUGCAACUGCGGAGGAGUUGAAGAAAGCCUACAGGAAGUUAGCACUGAAGUACCACCCUGACAAGAACCCAACAGAAGGAGGAAGGUUCAAGCAGAUCUCACAGGCAUAUGAAGUCCUUUCAGACACUCGGAAGAGAGAGGUGUAUGACCGCGGGGGAGAGAAAGCCAUCAAAGAUGGUGGCACUGGAGGGGGCGGGGGCUUCACCUCUCCCAUGGACAUCUUUGACAUGUUUUUUGGAGGAGGUGGAAGAAUGCACCGAGAGAGGAAAGGGAAGAACAUGGUCCAUACGCUAAGUGUGUCCCUGGAGGAGCUUUAUAACGGAGCCACCAGGAAGCUCUCCCUCCAGAAGAACAUCAUCUGUGACCGAUGCCAGGGGCGCGGGGGCAGGAAGGGGGCGGUGGAGGUGUGUCAAUGCUGCCAGGGUACAGGGGUACAGGUACAGCUCCACCAGCUCAUGGGACACGUAGUGCAGCAGGUGUCCACCCUCUGCAUAGCCUGCCAUGGCCAGGGGCUGCGCAUCAGCCAAAAGGACAAGUGUAAGGCCUGCAGGGCCCGGAAGAUCUUGCGCCAGACCAAGACUCUGGAGGUCCACAUCGACAGAGGAAUGAAAGAUGGACAGAAGAUAGUCUUCCAUGGAGAGGGUGACCAGGAGCCUGGACUGGAGCCAGGGGAUGUCAUUAUUGUCCUGGACCAGAAAGCACACCCCAUUUUCACCCGGAAGGGUGAAAAUUUGAUCAUGACCAUGGAACUUCAGUUAGUGGAGGCGCUGUGUGGCUUUCGGAAGCCACUUCAGACUCUGGACAGCAGAACUCUCCUCAUCACCUCACAUCCAGGAGAGUUAAUAAAGCCUGGUACCAAGAAGUGUGUCCUAAAUGAGGGAAUGCCCCUCUAUCGCCGGCCAUUUGAGAAGGGCCGUCUCAUCAUCGUCUUCACGGUGGUAUUUCCUGAGGAGAACUUCCUGUCCCCGAACAAGCUGAAGGAGCUGGAGCGCUACCUCCCAGGUAAGGUGGAGGACGAAGACUCGGAGAGAAUGGACGAUGGCCUCUACUUCUACACAGACCUGGAGGACUGCGAGUUGCCACGCGAAAGCCAUCUCUUCGAAAACAAGGAGGACACAGACUACCACUCGGGAGGUGGCAUUCAGUGCCAAACGUCCUAGAGCACUGGGAUACAUCAAUCAGGGCUCUGCUCUGAAACGAGAACCCAGGCAUUUUGGAAGCUGCAGAUGUGAUGACAGAGAUCUCACUGACAGACAAAGAAGUAGGUGUCCCUUCCAUUACUGCACAUCCUGGUUUAGGUGGCGAAUUGGGAAAAGGAUGCUGCCAAAGUGGAUGAGAUGUGCAUUUCCUGUUUGUGAGUCAGAAGACUCGCCCGUGUGAUCAUUUCAUGUGAAGGUUGAGGUGAAGUUAUGUUUUGGGGGUUGAGGAGUGACAGGAAAACAGAGGGGAUGGCUUUUCAUUUCAAGGGUGUCAAUAUGGCACAGGAUAAAGUAAAGGAAGCACAUUUUCUGAAUCCUGCAUCAUCCUUUAGGCUAUAUUAUAUUACAAAAAACAGAAUCAGUGGAAUUAUUGGGCAGUGGAAAAAUGUAGGUUUUGAUGAUCUUAUGAAAUGGUACAUAGAGCAUCACGAUACAUUUUUGCAUCUGCUGCUUGUAUAUUUUUAACUUUGCCUUUUAUUCAAAUCUGAAAUGUUAAUCUCCUGUACGAACUAGAUUAACUGAUAUAAAAAGUAUGCUGUUGGUAGUCCUUAAUUUAAAACCAAUUGUACCCAAGGAAGUUUGUGCCAAAUGCUAAUUUUAACCAAGAGGACGUGAAAUCCACUGAUUUUAAAUAUUGAUUUUUGCGUGUAAAAGCUAUUAAGCUUUACACCAACUCAGCUGCACAUAGGCAGAAAAAGAAGCAGGGUUUUUUAUUUUUAUAUUUCCCACUUAUCCCAUGAUUGUGUUUAGUCACCGAGAGUGGAAAAAACCUUACAAUUAUGUCAAUCCCCAUUUUAAAAUCUUGAUAUAAAAGAUUUGCCCACAAAAAAUAUAUUGCCUGGCGAAUGUGAGAAAAUGUACAUAAAGGGUGUGGUUCAGUUGUACUGACAGCAGUUAUUUAUGCAUUACCAGUACAUGUGGGAGGGAAGAUGGGCACGGAUAUGAACAAGAGCUCAGUGUUCUUCCUGUGACACACAGGAAGUAAAUGAGAGUCCAGUGGUUGGAACUGCAGCAAGCCUUUAUUGAAGCACUCAAGUGUAAAAUUCUGUGGCAGAGCGGCCCACAAAAAAAGUCUACCAGUUUCAUCUCUUCUGGAAGCUUCCUUACACACAAAUGCUAACUUUCAAAAAUUGUUUUUUUUCUUGCUUUGCCUUGUUGGUCAAUGUCCUUUUACUCUCUCAGCCCUUAUUCUAGAAUAUUCAAACAAUAAUGCUGCUAAGAAAAUCCAAACACUUCAUCCCCCUGUCUGCAUAAAUACUUUCUGAAUGCAUGCAAUCCCAAGAUGUUCCAAUGGGAGGUGCCAGUGAUUGAAAACACAGGAAGUGUCACAACAGCAGAACUAGGAGCAUUCACCAAACACCAUGGUUUUGGAUUCAUCCAGAUAUUGAAAACCAUGCAAAUGUGAUAAUAAACAAGUGAUGAGAGCUUCAGUUCACUGCAAUCAUGAAGUGUCAUAAAUUACACUGCCAGUUAUUACUAUGACAUCACUGACAAGCCUUUGACCAAAAAACAAUCCCAUUUCUCUUAAUUAAAAAACAAGGCCAUUUAGUAGUAACCUUAAAUGUGUGGUUCCUGAAACGCAAACCACAAUAACUGUGCAUACUCGGAUGCAUGAAGGGAGGUAAUUAGUGACAUUAAGGCAAGAAAACUCAACAAAGUUUGAGCAGCUAAAAAUAUAUACUGGGUAAUACACUACCAUUUAGAUUCUACAGACCAAAAUUUGAAGAAAAAAAUGUACAUUAUAGAACAGAAUCAGGCUUGUCCAAAAAUAUUUUUGUCUUUGACUCUAAUGUACAAAGGGUCCUUAACAAUGUAUAUACUGGAAGAGGUAUGUACUGUACUAAUCCAACUCCACAAAUAACCAUGCAUUACAAAAAA